Molecule: messenger RNA, 2313 nt
Organism: Lachnellula hyalina
Lineage: Eukaryota; Fungi; Ascomycota; Leotiomycetes; Helotiales; Lachnaceae
Product: Fusarisetin A cluster transcription factor
Exons: 7
Coding region: 1-2313 (770 amino acids)
Biological process (GO): DNA-templated transcription; regulation of DNA-templated transcription
Cellular component (GO): nucleus
Molecular function (GO): zinc ion binding; DNA binding; DNA-binding transcription factor activity, RNA polymerase II-specific
Source: RefSeq, a predicted model, not a curated record
AUGUUUUCGAUAUUUGACACCAGUCCAGCUGUUCUAGGCCCAGGGCCCACCGAAGGCGCAUCUCAAGCUCAAACCCCACCAGUCAAGCCAAGUCGUCGCAGAGACAAGGCGCAGUUAUCCUGCACGAUCUGCAGACAGAAAAAAUUGAAAUGCGAUCGCGUGAAACCAUGUCUCAACUGCACUAAGCGUGGACAGCCCGAACUGUGUGACUUCAUUAAGCACGAGUCCUCGCAUAGUCAUCCUACGAGGCAACAAGGUACAACAAACUUCCAAUUGCAAAACCGAGUUCGGCAGUUAGAGGAUAUGGUAACGACUUUGUUAAACAGCCAGAAUGCCCCCAACCUAGACCAUAAUGUACUCGCUGCAGCGAAACCACCGUCCGUUACUAGUACGGCAAAUGGGAUCACGGAUGGCGGCUUCACUCAAUCUGCAGCGCCGUCACCUGCUGACCAGAUAAAUGCUAACUUUCCAGAAGCUUUGGCAGGGAGAUUUACCAGAGCAAGAGAUCAAGUAAAUUUUGUGGGUAGCGAACAUUGGGAAGCAAUACUCGACGACAUUGCAGACUUGAAAAUUGACUUGGAGGAUCCUGCUGCCGCAUCUGAAAUGCCGGAUUCCAGACCACAGAUUCUAUUUGGUCGCAAUCAUGCAUCAAGAACGGAAAUUAUGUCCUCAAUCCCCCCAAGGUCGGUCUGUGACGUGCUGAUCUCGCGCUGGUUCAGAACCAUGGACAUGGCUCCCUUGGUCGUACAUAUGCCUACGUUUAUGAAAGAGUAUAACCAAAUGUUCAAAGAGCCCAACGAAACGCCGCUAAUGUGGAUUGGACUCCUAUUUUCCAUUCUUGGCCUGGCUUCCUACUUCUACGCCAUAGCAGAGGAAGAAUUGCAUAGUAUGCCUCAGCCAUUUACUUCCAUGUGGGAAAUGAGUACCCAUUAUCGCGACAGGACUGCCCAAUGCCUUGUAGAGGUGAACUAUCUCCGGCCGAGACGAUAUACCGUAGAUGCUUUGUGUUUCUACUACGCUCUUGAUCUGUUCCAUAAUAGAGAUUCGGAUUUUGGAGCUUAUGUCGUCCUUGGAAUUAUCGUUAGGGUAGCUAUGCGACUCGGAUAUCAUCGUGAUGCAAGCCAUUAUCCAUCCAUAUCGCCAUUCGACGGGGAAAUGAGACGGAGAAUAUGGUCCAUGGUAUUCCAACUGGAUAUCCUGACCUCAGCAUACAUCGGCCUUCCCCGAAUGAUCCGCGAGGGCGAAACCGACACCGUAGAGCCUAAAAAUCUCCUCGACACCGAUUUCGACGAAAGCAUGAUCACGCUCCCGCACCCACGGCCCAGCACCGAAGCGACCCCCGUCGCAUAUUCCAUAUUCAAAGUCCGCCUACUCCGCCAAUCUGGCUUAAUAACUGACCAAAUAAAUGCCAUCACGCCUAUUUCCUACGACUCGGUACUGCGCCUCGAUUCCCGACUCCUCGAAAUACACGCUGCGCUCCCUCCAUACCUGACCAUGAAAUCUCUCAGCCAGUCCAUCACCGACGAUGCGCUUGUGAUUCUGCGGAGGUACACGCUCGAGGUAACUUUCCAGAAGAGCCGGUGCGUGUUACAUCGCAAAUACCUCGUCCCGGGCAAAUCCGACCCUCGAUUCCGGUAUUCGAGAACUGCCUCUGUCGAUGCUGCGAUGCGCCUGCUGGAUGUGCAGCGUACGUUUGACGAGGGUAGUCAACCUGGCGGCCAGUUGUGUGGUGAGAGGUGGAGGAGGGCUGCGCUUAUUAACCAGGAUUACGUAGUUGCGGCCAUGGUAUUGUGUCUAGAUCUUGCCUGGGGCAGGAGGAUGGACAGCCGUCGGAUUUCAGAACAUGAAGAUGAGACUGAAACGAUAUGGCCGAGGAGUAAAAUGCUGCAGGCGUUAAGAGUAAGCUACGAGAUCUGGUGUAAGGCGAGAACGGUAUCAGCGCUCGCCGUAAAAGCCACCGAGGCUUUGAAAGUCAUGUUGAAAGAUCUCGAAUCCACCGAUUCAGUAGCUAUCGAAUCUAAACCGUCACCAUCGGUUUCUAAUCCAGCAACUGUGCAUAAUAAUCAUCAACAUGGUCUGUCUCCUCCCCUAUCCUCACUCACGAAGUUAAUUAACCCCUCUCCCCAAGAUGCACCAUCAUCCAACUCCGCUCCUCUCCCUCCAUCCACCCCAUACACAGGAAUGAAUUCCUUCUCUUUCGCAGGAGUGACAGACGAAGACAUAAAUUUCGACUGGGAACUGUGGGAUACCCAGUUUCAAACCACGCCCAUGGCAAUGGCGGGGGAUGAUUUCGGGACUUCGACUUUUCACUAG